CGCAGGUGGUGGAGCUGGGGUCUUGCUCGGCUGCGGGCGGGGUGGGGGGUUCCGGCGGGGCUGCCUCCCUCUUCCCGGCCGCUUGCCUUCCAGGAGCUGCCUCUAAACAGCCUGUGCCAGCUGGGAGGGUGGUCGCGCGGCCGCAGACACCAUGAGCGUGGGCUUCAUUGGGGCUGGCCAGCUGGCCUUCGCGCUGGCCAAGGGCUUCACGACAGCAGGCGUCCUGGCUGCUCACAAGAUAAUGGCCAGCUCCCCAGACAUGGACCUGGCCACGGUUUCUGCCCUCAGGAAGAUGGGGGUGAGCCUGACACCCCACAACAGGGAGACGGUGCGGCACAGCGACGUGCUCUUCCUGGCCGUGAAACCGCACAUCAUCCCCUUCAUCCUGGACGAGGUUGGCCCCCACAUCGAGGACAGGCACAUCGUGGUGUCCUGCGCCGCGGGCGUCACCAUCAGCUCCGUGGAGAAGAAGCUGCGGGUGUUCCGGCCGGCCCCCAGGGUCGUCCGCUGCAUGACCAACACGCCCGUGCUGGUGCGAGAGGGGGUGACCGUGUACGCCACGGGCACCCACGCCCAGGUGGAGGACGGCCGGCUCCUGGAGCAGCUCCUGGGCAGCGUGGGCUUCUGCACGGAGGUGGAGGAGGACUUGAUUGACGCCGUCACCGGGCUCAGCGGCAGCGGCCCCGCCUACGCCUUCACAGCCCUGGACGCCCUGGCUGAUGGCGGUGUGAAGAUGGGGCUCCCGCGACGCCUGGCCGUCCGCCUUGGGGCGCAGGCCCUCCUGGGGGCAGCCAAGAUGCUGCUGGACUCAGAACAGCACCCAGGCCAGCUCAAGGACAACGUGUGCUCCCCCGGCGGGGCCACCAUCCACGCCCUGCACGUGCUGGAGAGCGGGGGCUUCCGCUCCCUGCUCAUCAACGCCGUGGAGGCCUCUUGCACCCGCACUCG
Molecule: messenger RNA, 948 nt
Organism: Oryctolagus cuniculus (rabbit)
Lineage: Eukaryota; Metazoa; Chordata; Mammalia; Lagomorpha; Leporidae
Source: RefSeq, a predicted model, not a curated record